GUAGGCUGGUGUGCUUGACACAGAGUUCAUCAUUUGCGAUAGUAGGCCUAGCCAUUUCCAUUUGCAAAAAAUGACUAGGCCUACAUUUAAAGAACAAUAGGCUUAUUACAGGCAGUAAUAACAUCAACAUUUACAUUUUAGUCAUUUAGCAGACGCGCUUAUCCAGAGCAACUUACCGUUAUAACAUCUGGAUUCUGCACAUCUAUUCUGAAGAGAAUGAAUGCGGUGGGAAGCUCAGAUCCUGACAACAGUCUGAUGAGGAUGAAUGCGGUGGGAAGCUCAGAUCCUGACAACAGCCUGAUGAGGAUGGAUGUGGUGGGAAGCUCAGAUCCCGACAACAGUCUGAUGAGGAUGGAUGUGGUGGGAAGCUCAGAUCCUGACAACAGUCUGAUGAGGAUGGAUGUGGUGGGAAGCUCAGAUCCUGAUAACAGUCUGAUGAGGAUGGAUGUGGUGGGAAGCUCAGAUCCUGACAACAGUCUGAAGAGAAUGGAUGAGACAGGAAGCUCAGACCCUGACAACAGUCAAGGUCAUUCUCUCAUAUCUGACUUGACCGAAUCGGAAUGUGACCUCUUCAGGAAUCUAAAACUGUUGGACCAGGACCAGGAAUGGUCGGAUGAAGGCAUGGUUCUGCUCAGCAGAACCUCAGGCUCCUCUUCCCAAGCCCUGUCAUCCAUCGUCGGUCUCUGCGACCCCAUGGCUCAGUACCUGAACGAGGAGUUCAAAGCUUUCCUUGAGAAAAGAGGGACCUACAAGGAGCUAGAGAGGGUCGUUUCCAAAGUCCUGCUGAAACUUCUCCAGGCCAGAAAAGCAGACGAGAGCCCGCUGUUUAUCAGCCCUAAACCUGAUAACUCUGCCCUCCAUGAUCAGAAGAAGACAUCAACGUUAGACAAGGAGACGAAUGUAUCUCGAUUGAAUGGAACUGCUGCUGGUCCUUCGGCUGUUGACGCCUCUCCAUCACCCACACCCAAAUAUGUUGUGAUCUCUUUGGUCGACGGACUUGACCUGGACCCCUCGACCAAUCAGUGCACAGGAAACACGAAAGAGAUACCAGAGGAGCAGUCGUCAUCCAUUCUGAGGAUGGAGCAACAGGAGUGUCUGAAUAAGAUUGCCUUUAACACCCAUGCCGGUGUAAAGGCAGAAUACAUUAACCCUGAGCUUGUCAACAAAAAGAAGCUUGGCCAGAGCCCUCGUCACAGGUACACAGGCCGUCUCCCUCCAGUGAGCAGCGGUUCCCGGGGUUCAGACAUUACCUCUACGUCUCUGAGGGGGAUCCUCCAGGCCGCUCUGUCCAGCCUCAACAGACAGAUCAGGAGGGAGAUAUACCUCUCCCAGAAACUGGGCAUGAUCGUCAUCCCACUCUCUGGGACACGAUAGGUCGGCCCAGAAUGAAACGUCCAAUGAAAGAUAUUCUACUUAUGGACAGAUUCUGGGACAUUAAAUAAAUAGCAUCUU
Molecule: messenger RNA, 1452 nt
Organism: Coregonus clupeaformis (lake whitefish)
Lineage: Eukaryota; Metazoa; Chordata; Actinopteri; Salmoniformes; Salmonidae
Exons: 2
Coding region: 217-1374 (385 amino acids)
Source: RefSeq, a predicted model, not a curated record